Molecule: messenger RNA, 2627 nt
Organism: Nothoprocta perdicaria
Lineage: Eukaryota; Metazoa; Chordata; Aves; Tinamiformes; Tinamidae
Gene: SLC9B2
Product: solute carrier family 9 member B2
Exons: 12
Coding region: 108-1748 (546 amino acids)
Biological process (GO): proton transmembrane transport
Cellular component (GO): membrane
Molecular function (GO): antiporter activity
Source: RefSeq, a predicted model, not a curated record
GCAGCCCGCGAAUUAUCGUCCCUUCGCCUCUCUCGAGCACGGCUAGUGCCUCGGCACGGGCUGCGCGUGGACCUGCUCUCUCUCCGUCACCUCUGUUGUUCCUCAGGAUGACCGCAAUGGUAAAAGAUGAUACUGGAAAUGAGAAGGAAGAUUCUGAGCUGUCAGCAGGUGUGAAAAAUGGCAUGAUCCCUCUGCAUGACAGAACUCRGGAAGGGCCAACAGUGGACCCCAAAGGUACUGAUGGGAAUAUACAAACAGAAGAAACUGCUCUCCUGAAUCAUUGUCCUCAGCAGCCUUGGGAACAGAUAGCUUCAACACCUGCAAGAACAUGGAUGCAAAUAUUUGCUUGUCCUCCUCAAGGUUUACUGGCCCGAAUAGUGACAAACGUUGUGAUUGUGGUCCUGAUUUGGGCUGUGACUUGGUCCAUCACUGGGGCUGAGUGCCUUCCAGGUGGAAACCUGUUUGGAAUUCUGUUUCUUUAUUUUUUUUCUGUCAUUGGAGGGAARAUUUUUGGACUCAUAAAAAUACCAACGUUGCCUCCUCUUCCUGCUCUUCUUGGGAUGUUGCUUGCUGGUUUUUUCAUCCGAAAUACCCCAGUCAUCAAUGACAUCAUCCAGAUAAACCUCCACUGGUCUGCAGCACUCAGGAAUAUUGCUCUUUCCAUUAUCUUGACCCGAGCAGGACUUGGCCUGGAUCCACAGGCUCUUAAGAAGCUGAAAGCAGUUUGUCUGCGGCUUUCUUUUGGACCAUGCCUCUUAGAGACAUGCACAGCUGCUGUUUUCGCCUACUUGUUCAUGCAUUUGCCAUGGCAGUGGGGAUUUAUAUUAGGAUUUGUUCUAGGUGCCGUUUCCCCUGCUGUUGUGGUGCCUUCAAUGCUGACAUUACAAGCAGGGGGUUAUGGCGUGGAAAAGGGUGUCCCAACCCUGCUGAUGGCUGCUGGCAGCAUUGAUGACAUCCUGGCCAUUACAGGGUUCAACACCUGCCUUGGAAUAGCUUUCUCUUCUGGUUCUACUCUGUACAACGUGCUCCGYGGAGUGCUGGAGGUGGCGGUUGGCACAGCAGCAGGGGCCAUUCUGGGAAUGUUUCUUCGGUACUUCCCAAGCCAUGAUCAGGCAUCUCUGGCAUGGAAGAGAUCGUAUUUUGUUCUGGGUCUGUCCAUGUUUGCUGUUUUUGGCAGCACCCGCUUUGGUUUCCCUGGAUCAGGAGGGCUCUGCACGUUAGUUCUAGCAUUUGUUGCUGGGGUUGGAUGGUCUGACAACAAGAGGGCAGUAGAAAAAAUUGUUGCAGUUGCAUGGAACAUCUUUCAGCCUUUUCUCUUUGGUUUGAUUGGAGCAGAAGUAUCUGUUACGUCGCUUAGGCCUGAAACUGUUGGACUCUGUAUUGCUACAUUAGGCAUUGCCCUUGUCGUACGAAUCCUAGUCACGUUCCUGAUGGUGUGUUUUGCUGGGUUUACUUUCAAGGAGAAAGUAUUUGUCUCGUUGGCCUGGAUGCCCAAAGCUACUGUCCAGGCUGCAAUAGGCUCCCUUGCUCUGGAUACUGCAAGAAGACAUCAGGAUGAGCAGCUGGAAAACUAUGGAAUGGAUGUACUGACAAUAGCUUUCCUGGCCAUCCUGAUCACAGCUCCAAUUGGAGCCCUGGCUAUUGGCUUGGCAGGACCCAGACUUUUGCAGAAGGCUCAACCAAAUAAGAACAAAGAUGAGGAAGGUGUUGAGGCUGGAGAAGAGCCAGAGAUGUGUGAACAUUCGUAAGAAAGACGCAUGUGGAAAUACAGACCUUCAGCCCCUGCUAUGUUUGCUGAGUAAACACCACGCAUGUUCAGUCUUUCUGGAGGAAACCAAAACCACUAAUCAGUUGUAUCUGCUAUUUUAAAAACAGUUUAGAGACAUGUUUUUAAAACAGUUUUUCUAAAAUAUUUUUAACUGUUGAUGGUGCCUUAAGGGAUGAGUGAGCUAAACAUACAGUGACUAGGCUGGCCGGACAGUGAGUCACUAGAGAGGUUAGCAGUCAACAGUUAUUUGAAAUGUGUGGGUGUGAGGUCAGGAAGAGGAUCUGAAUUGUUGAGGCAUGGAGUGGUGCAGAGAGAUGGAAUUCAAAUAGGGGAAAAAAAUUAAAAUCAACAUGAUAUAACUCCUGGUGAUUGAAACUGGGCCAUCAGAUGACAAGUUCAAAGGCUUAAGAAACAUGACUUCUGAAUUAGGCAGGCAUUUCUGAAACUGUAUUAUUUGUAGAGCAUAUAUUUAUAUCUGUGUAUACAGAAGAGUUAGCGUGCUCUGUGUUUGUGUGCAUGUGUGUGCACGCACACACCUUUUUUUGUAUGUGCCUUUCUUUCCAAACAAAAAUAACUUCCUGAGAAAGCUUGGAACUCCAGUACAGUGAUUAAAAAUACCAGGAAGUUCUAUGGUAAGUUUUUUGCAGACGUUUGUAAAGUCCAGCUAUUAAAUUUUCACUGAGUUUCCUUACCAUAUGUGUCGCUGUUCUCUCCCCUUGCAUAGGGAAUAUACAAUCCCUAGCUAGUUCAGUCCAUCCCCAUCCCCUGACCAGAAGGGAGGGUGCUUUGAGGCUGUGCRGGAUGAUUAAAGGUUGCUGUGCUGCACUUCAUGGGUACUGCAUCAACCACUGACUUCUGA